Molecule: messenger RNA, 819 nt
Organism: Mesitornis unicolor (brown roatelo)
Lineage: Eukaryota; Metazoa; Chordata; Aves; Mesitornithiformes; Mesitornithidae
Gene: IFT56
Product: tetratricopeptide repeat domain 26
Exons: 10
Biological process (GO): intraciliary transport involved in cilium assembly; intraciliary anterograde transport
Cellular component (GO): ciliary base; intraciliary transport particle B; ciliary basal body
Molecular function (GO): intraciliary transport particle B binding; protein binding
Source: RefSeq, a predicted model, not a curated record
AUGGGUCCAGCACCUAAGAGUCGUCUCCAGAACCGUUUACUCUUUCACCUGGCACAUAAGUUCAGUGAUGAGAAGAAACUGAUGAGCUCUCACCAGAAUCUGCAAGACAUUACAGAAGAUCAGCUUAGCUUGGCAUCUAUCCACUACAUGCGGUCUCACUACCAAGAAGCUAUUGAUAUCUACAGACGCAUUCUUCUUGAAAAUCGGGAAUACCUGGCUCUGAAUGUAUAUGUGGCCCUAUGCUAUUACAAACUGGAUUACUAUGACGUAUCACAGGAAGUGCUAGCUGUUUAUCUUCAGCAAGUUCCUGACAGCACCAUUGCCCUUAACCUUAAGGCUUGUAACCAUUUCCGACUUUACAAUGGGAAGUCUGCUGAGGCAGAGCUCAAGAGCUUGAUGGACAGUGCCUCAUCGUCUUUUGAGUUUGGCAAGGAGCUCAUUAAGCACAAUCUGGUGGUUUUCCGAGGAGGAGAAGGGGCUUUGCAGGUCCUGCCUCCUUUGGUUGAUGUUAUUCCUGAGGCAAGACUGAAUCUUGUGAUUUACUAUCUCCGGCAAGAUGAUGUGCAAGAGGCUUAUAACCUGAUUAAGGACUUGGAACCUACAGCUCCACAGGAGUACAUUCUCAAAGGAGUGGUAAAUGCAGCAUUUGGACAAGAAAUGGGCUCGAAAGAUCAUCUGAAAAUUGCUCAGCAGUUCUUCCAGUUGGUGGGUGAAUCAGCCAGUGAAUGUGAUACCAUUCCAGGGAGACAGUGCAUGUCCUCCUGCUUCUUUCUUCUUAAACAGUUUGGUAAUGUCCUGGUUUACCUCAACUCAGUCAAG